AUGACUGUAAUGUGUGAACAAACAAUGGUUGACUCAAACACAUUACUGCCAGAGCUUUUCCUAGACUCUUACGCUGCAAGUGAUAUUUUCGUCGGACCUAGAGAUGCGGCAACUAUGUAUAAAUGUUCGAGCGGAGAAAUGACAUCAACUCUUGCAAAAUGUAAUGGCAUUUCGGAAUGUUUCGAUUCGUCUGAUGAAAUCAGUUGUAACAGACCAGAUGACGGAUCUUGCUUAGAAGAGGAAUUCACAUGUCCAGACGGCCGCUGUAUUCAUGUCAGUAAAGUUUGUGACUUUGUUGAAGAUUGUGUGGAAGCUGCAGACGAAUUUUGUGAAUUUCCGAGUUGUACAGAUGAUCAGUAUAAAUGUGAUAGUGGACAGUGCAUCCAGAAAGACAAACGUUGUGAUUCGAUAAAAAACUGUCUUGAUGCAAGCGAUGAAACAAGUUGUGAUGUGUGUAACGAGAGUAAAGCUUUCCAGUGUGGUGAUAGAUCGUGUAUUUCUGUGCGUCUCGUAUGCGACAUGUAUAGUGAUUGCCCGGAUGGUUCUGAUGAGAUGUCAUGUGACCGAGAGUAUAAAACCUGUGAAGAUAUAUGGCGAAGCGGAAUAACAAAUAGCGGUUAUUUCUAUAUAGGGCAAUCAUAUUAUAUCUAUUGCGAUUUUGAUGGUUUUGGAAAAGAUGGAGGGUUGAUGAAAAUGCAAUAUCUUAAUACCGAUUGGAAACAGCUGGCUGCUAAUAGAUUUCGUAUCGAAACAGCGGGUAUUAGUAUCGCAUUUCGCAGUGGAUACAGAUGUUAUCAAAAGGUAGCAAGUUCAAUAAAAAUGAAACAGAGAUACAAAUGA
This is a messenger RNA of Mercenaria mercenaria, 840 nucleotides long. RefSeq names its product low-density lipoprotein receptor-like. Gene Ontology annotation, molecular function: protein binding. The record is from RefSeq and is a predicted model, not a curated record. NCBI's taxonomy places the organism in Eukaryota, Metazoa, Mollusca, Bivalvia, Venerida, Veneridae. The coding region runs from base 1 to 840 and encodes 279 amino acids. The transcript has 6 exons.